Messenger RNA from Volvox carteri f. nagariensis, 1239 nucleotides. RefSeq lists its product as uncharacterized. Gene Ontology annotation, molecular function: protein binding. NCBI's taxonomy places the organism in Eukaryota, Viridiplantae, Chlorophyta, Chlorophyceae, Chlamydomonadales, Volvocaceae. The transcript has 5 exons. The record is from RefSeq and is a predicted model, not a curated record. Bases 1 to 1239 code for a protein of 412 amino acids.
AUGGCCGAGGCGGAACAUGUCACCAUCCACUCCGAGACGCUCGACUUCAAUGCGGACUGUGCAGAAUUCUGCCCACUGCCGGGAUUCACGCACUUGCUGGCCCUGGGCACCUACCAGUUGCUUGAGGAAAAGCAGGAGCGUGUGGGCAGGUGCUACCUGCGCACACUGCACCGGGGCAGCGGUGUGGGCGGCGAGCCUUCAGGCGGCACACACGCGGCCAGCUUGGAUAUGCCAGGCAUCUUUGAUCUGAAGUGGCGACCCACAGCAUAUAGCGGACAGGGAGCGGUGCUCGGCGCUGCGCUUGCGGAUGGCACUGUGCGGUGCUUGGAAGCUGUUGCGGCUUCGGACGACAUGCCAGCGGAGAAGGCGCAGGCGCAGCUGAGGCAGCGGAGUGAAGUGGCUGCUUGCAGUAGCGGCAUGUGCUUGUCGUUGGACUGGCAAGUGGCCGCUGGCAGCGAACAAGCGCGAAUUGCGGUAUCAAAUUCCACGGGAACAUUAUCUCUUAUCCAGACUCACAGCGGCUUUGAACCGCUGCAGGAGAAUAUUAUUUUUUCAGGAGCAGACGAUUGCUACUUUAAGGCUUACGAUAUUAGGAGCGACCCCUCAGCGCCGGUCUUUGCCGACCGUCGCACGCACAAGGCCGGCAUCUGCACAGUGUCCCCCCACCCCACGCAACGGCACGUCGUCGCCACCGGCAGCUAUGACGAGUACGUGCGUCUGUGGGACAUGCGAAACACCUCCAAGCCCUUUAUCCUGUCACAGCUCAACACCAGCGGCGGCAACUGGAGGUUAAGGUGGCACCCACACGACCCGCAACUCCUGUUGGCGGCCUGCAUCGCGGAGACGCAUUAUGAUGCGACUGGCGCACUAGUGGCCAGGCCGGCGCACAUGUCAUACACUCACCAUACGCUGCCGCUCCCGCCCUCCGGCGAUGAGAACGGAGUCAUUCUGAAAGCUUUAAUGUUUGAAUUUAUAUAUCGCACGUGCAACAGGUACAACGGAUUUGGCGUGUUACGUGCCGCCGGGGAUUUCCGGGACCUUUCCGUGGUGGCCAUGUACCAGAGCCCCAACAAGUACAUCGCAUACGGAGCAGACUGGUGGCAGGAGGGACCGUGCAGGACCGCGGACGCGAGCGACACGGGGGGCAGCAAGGGCCGCGCGGACAAGGGCCGGGCCCUGGCAGCCACGUGUUCCUUCUAUGAUAGGCUGCAUACGUUGGUCUGGCUGCGGACGGAGUAG